This is a messenger RNA of Exophiala oligosperma, 1167 nucleotides long. RefSeq lists its product as uncharacterized. The record is from RefSeq and is a predicted model, not a curated record. Gene Ontology annotation, molecular function: oxidoreductase activity. The transcript has a single exon. The coding region runs from base 697 to 1023 and encodes 108 amino acids. NCBI's taxonomy places the organism in Eukaryota, Fungi, Ascomycota, Eurotiomycetes, Chaetothyriales, Herpotrichiellaceae.
CUCCUUUCAUCUGGGGAGUCCUUUUCAUCUCCAUUGCUCCGACACUUGCCCUUAUACGGCCCCGGAUGACAUGCGGAGUCUUCUGAAAGAAGGCCGAUUCGUUCAAAAGGUGAAAGCCCUGUUCCAAGCUUACCACUCUUUUUAGUAAGCGUUCGAACAACAACAUCGACCCCUCCACUCGCCCCUCUAUUGCGCGCAGCCCAAAUGCGCCCGACAGAUAAACCAACGGGUCAAGGGGAUUGACUCGUCAAGCACCUCAUAAGUGCAGCCCAGCUUCUGUCUGAUACGACACCUACUGCAGAGAGACGUUCCCCGCAGUAAGCAAAAGAGCUAGUCGUCUGCCGGAAAUGAUACGUACGAGUAGAGGAGCUCAUAAACUGCAUAAAACUUCAAAGGUAUAUUCCGCGGGUCGAUCCCUCGGUCCCAGGUAAACAAAAUCGCAAAGAGCCCCUCAUUUCCGUCUGGCACCAUACGAAGGCACUUGCCAACGAGUUAUUUAAGAGAACUUGGGUUCGACCACAUUCUAUAUCAGUCCCCUUCUCCCCCUCCAGAUCUACUCUUACUUUACUAUCAGCACUUCUCGAACACACAGCAGUGAAUCUCUCUCACUCCAUACUUUACGAAACCACCAGAAGAAUCCCCCGAUCUCUACCUGACCUGAUACCCAACCAUUACACUCAAACUCAUUAAUCAACUAUGACUUUCCACGUCCAAGUACUCUACCCCAACGAUGAGGGCGCCAAAUUCGAUCUGGACUACUACGUCAAGACGCACAUGCCUCUCGUCGUGGAGAAAUGGUCCAAGUACGGUCUGAAGGGGUACAAUGUGACUGAGUACAAGCCUGGUCCCGACGGAGCAAAACCCAAAUAUUCCACCUCGGGUACCUUGAUCUGGGACAAGCCAGAAGAUGUACAAACCGCCAUGGGCUCGGGUGACGAUGCGGCCGCCAUCUUCGGAGAUAUUCCCAACUUCUCAAACGUACAACCAAUUAUCCUUUCUGGACCUAUUGUGGACUCGAAGUAAAUACAAGAAGCAGACCAAGCAAGACCGCAUGUUGAUAGAUGAAGAGAGAACGAACGUGAACAUUUCACAGACUACACAAUCUCAUCAUGGGCUCUCUCAACGUCAUCGUAUCUAUUCUAUUUCUUCCUCCGCUCCCCAAGCACC